AUGAUACACAUCCAUAUCUACAAAGUACUCUCUUACUCCCAUGAUAUAAUCAAUCGAUGUGAUCUGGAAGUUAUCUUCUGCGACAACGAAGCACGUGCGGAAAGCUUUAUCAAUAAGAUGGUUGCUGGAAUGAUCAAGUCGCCGAAAAAGCUGAUCCUCCUGAAUACAACUAGCAAACAACCGAAUGGUGCUCACGGAUUUGUGCAAGGCUUGGAGGUGUACACUUAUGACUACAUUUAUGCCCUUGGUGAGCAGCACCUUACGUCAGUUGUUCCGCCGUCUCCGGAAUCCACCUAUAUUAUAUGCUUUACCAGUGGGACUACAGGUCAACCAAAAGGAGUUAUGCUUUCGCAUCGUUCCCUAUUGGCUGCUGUCGCCGGCAUCUACAUACAAUUUACCUCACCACCUAAUAAUCUUUCUUAUGGAAGGAAUGAUGUUUAUUUUAGCUUUUUGUCCCUAGCUCAUAUCUAUGAGCAUCUAAUGCAGACGUUUACCAUCUACAACGGGGGUCGAAUUGGCAUAUACGGUGGAGAAGUGUCUCGUCUUCUCUCUGAUAUUCAGGUCUUUUCUGAUUUUUCUUGAAA
Messenger RNA from Strongylus vulgaris, 584 nucleotides. The record is from the annotation of a GenBank genome assembly. NCBI's taxonomy places the organism in Eukaryota, Metazoa, Nematoda, Chromadorea, Rhabditida, Strongylidae.